UGAACGCUAAUCGAUAACAAACAAUGAAACCCCAUAAGAAUAAAACAUUCUUGGUUUUUGUUACUUGCAAUAACGUUGGUAUUUAUCAUUUUAUACAUAUUGUGUAAAUUUUGGUGUAUAAUAAUGCAGCCAGCCAGGGUUACUAAAUUUGGAGCUUAUGUGUACGAAGACGGUUCAAAAUACAUAGGAGAUUGGAACGAUCGAGGUCGAAAACAUGGAUUGGGUCACGUCCAAUUAAAAGACAAUACACGUUAUGAAGGAGGAUUCAGCAAUGGACUUUGUUCGGGCCUUGGAGUUCUUCAGUAUCCGGAUGGAGCGAGAUAUGAAGGAGAAUUUAUGGAAGGAUGGUUUCAUGGUCACGGAAUGUUUUGGAGGGCUGAUGGCAUGAAGUACGAAGGCCAAUUUCGAGGAGGUCGUAUUUGGGGAUUAGGUUUAGUAACUUUUAAGGAUGGAUCUCAUGGACUUCCAAGACACGAAGGAUUUUUCAAAGAUUGCAAAUUUGUACAAAAGAAAAAAUGUCCGGGGGUCGUUACGGAUGCACAACGAGCAGCUUUAAUGGCAAGAAUACAAACUGAACAAACAUAAUUAUCAAUUAAAUUUUUCUGUGUAUAGUAUGAAGAAUUAUAAUAAUAUUUAAAAUACAAAUAAAAUAAACAAAAUAAUUCUUAUUUAUUAUUUAGACUAGUUAAGUUUAGUUUAGUAUCUACUAGAAAUUGGAUUUUUUUUACUAAUCUUGGCAUAUUUUGUUAUUCUUGAUAAUUCUGAUGUUAAAACGACACUACAUACGUAUGCGUUAUCUUAAAAUGUUUAUAACAUCACAAAUUUUAUGUUCACAAUAAUUCAUUUUACUCUGUUAUUUUUAAAACUAGAGUGAGUUGACUAGAAACGUUUGCUAAUUUAUUGUGAACGUACAAUUUUCUUAUUUGUACAUUUAUAAUACGGAGACAACAUAUUACGCGGUUGUGGCGUCCUCUUAACCAUCAUAAAAAUAUUUUUUAAUAAUGUCCAGCUAUUCUACACCCACAACCACAUAUAUAUAUAGAAUAUAGAUAAAAUGUUCAUACUGUUCA
Molecule: messenger RNA, 1070 nt
Organism: Aphis gossypii (cotton aphid)
Lineage: Eukaryota; Metazoa; Arthropoda; Insecta; Hemiptera; Aphididae
Gene: rtp
Product: MORN repeat-containing protein 4 homolog
Exons: 4
Coding region: 124-585 (153 amino acids)
Source: RefSeq, a predicted model, not a curated record